This is a messenger RNA of Photinus pyralis (common eastern firefly), 2019 nucleotides long. RefSeq names its product coiled-coil domain-containing protein 96. Gene Ontology annotation, biological process: cilium assembly. The record is from RefSeq and is a predicted model, not a curated record. Lineage: Eukaryota; Metazoa; Arthropoda; Insecta; Coleoptera; Lampyridae. Gene Ontology annotation, cellular component: ciliary basal body; axoneme. The coding region runs from base 429 to 2003 and encodes 524 amino acids. The transcript is spliced from 9 exons.
AUAGAAUGUUCGUUGAAAAUUGAUCUUUACAAUACCUAUAUUCAUAUUUCCCAAUCUAUUCUUACGAUCCCAACACUUUUUAAAUGAAAAUGUUUCUGUGUUCUGUUGAUGAAGUGUUUUUUAAAGUUUUGUUUAUUGUUUCUAUUAUACCUUCACCCCUUCUUUUACUAAAAGGGCUGCUAGGUACCGGUUACAUCAGUUACAAUUUGCAGAUGAAGCUAUAACAUAGGUAUAAGACUUUCACAGCAAACUUUAUGAAAGUCGCCAUGCCAACAAGAAUCAAUAAAUCGCUCAUAAUAGGUGCGUUAUUAUACCUACCUCAUCACACCUAUCGCUGUGCAAAUUUACUGCAUAAUAUGUAUAUGUAGAAGCACGCUGACGUCAAAGUGACAAAUUAUCCAUUACUGGUAUACCACGAAAAUACCGAAAUGGAGGGCGAAGAAGAAUUUCAAAUUGUUGAACAGGUUCAAUCGGCCGAAACUCUUCCAGUAAUCGAGGUUGAGGAGCUCAAUCCCGAAGGAUAUGGAAUCGACGAUUUUCAACCUACCGCCGUAUUUGAAGAAAACAAAGAUUUGGACGCUAUCCCACCUACUGAUGCCGAUACAGAAGAAACCUCAAAACCAGAAGACCAAGCUCCUGAUACGGAACAAGCUGUAGCCGAAGCAGUGACCGAAGCAGUGGCCGAACCAGGUGAAACGCCGGACGCUGAAGAGUCGGCGAAAGUGGUUGAAGAUGUCAACGAAGGAAGAGUGUCAAUCCUGCAGAGAAAAUCUAAAGAAAAACGUCGUGAUUCUGAAAUGGGGCCCAUCUCCAAAGAGAGUCUCCUGAUGGAUCAGUUUGCAUUGAUUUCUCCCGAAGAAGAGGAGGAGGAAGAAGAAGAAGAAGAAGAGCAAGAAGAAGUAGAACAAUACAUCCCAAUCGACCGCGAACCGUACUAUGCACGCUACAAGCUACUAAUUCCAGAACGCAACUCCAAAAAGGUCAAAAAUAACCUACUACAUCGCAAAAUGGCGGAAUACUUCAAAAAGAAGAAGAUGGAGCACGUACUCAAGGAAACGGACCAAGACGUCGACUCCCAACAGAAAUACGAAAAAAAGCUGCAAGCGCUGGCGGAAUUCAAAAUCUUAGAGGCACGCGAAAGGAACAGUACAGCGAACGAACUGGACGACAUGCGCGCACAAAGAGAUGAACAGCUCGCUCUUCUCAACCACCAGUUUGACGCGAUGCAAAGUAGGGAGAAGGAAGUUGGCAGCGGUCUCAUCAACACCAAAACUGGAAGAGAAAUUCCGACGAAGUUAGUAGAACAACUGAUAAAAAGGCAAAAGGAUAAGACGACCGAAAUUGCAAGUAAGCGUCUCGCUUACAUCAAAUUGAGAGACCGCGUAGGCGAGAAAAAGGAUGCCCUGCACAAGCUGGAUGUGAUCGGUGAAGAUUUGCAUUUGAUAGACUACGAGCAGUUGCAAAUCGAGCAUGCGAGCUACACUGACAAGGUAAAAGAACGUGAUGCAGAACUAAUCAGGCUGAGAUUCAAAUGUUCCGGUUCGAUGCAAUGCCUUGCGCACGUUAGGGAGAAAUGCGCCGCGCUUCAAAUGGAUAUGCAACAGUUGAAGGAGCAGUACGAAGAUGUGGGGAGUGAAGCAGAUGAUUGUAGGGAGCGAUUAAAUUGUGUAAAACAAGAACGGGACAAUUAUCGCACGAGCAUUCGUCGAUUGGUUGACGAUUCGGGUUUGCUGACGAAACCGAAAUUACUAUCGCACAUGGAACAGUCGUUGGAGGAAGUGAAAAUGUUGGAUCCGCGCAUUGACGAGUACAAACGACAUUUCGAAAUGACCGAGCAGGCGUUAAAGGCGAUCAAAGAUAACUUGGCUAAUAAUCGCACGAGGAAUAGUACCUCGUCCCAAUCAUCAGAAAUAACGAAGGGCAGGAAAAGUUACAAAGGGCGGCCAACUUUGUUUAUUCCAAUGCUACCACCCGCUUCUUCUGAUGUAUGCAAUUACAAAUAAAUUCAUUUCACUUUAA